Elaeis guineensis (African oil palm) is the source of this 1545-nucleotide messenger RNA. RefSeq names its product protein MIZU-KUSSEI 1. The record is from RefSeq and is a predicted model, not a curated record. NCBI's taxonomy places the organism in Eukaryota, Viridiplantae, Streptophyta, Magnoliopsida, Arecales, Arecaceae. Gene Ontology annotation, biological process: hydrotropism.
CUUGGUGAAUUUUUUUUUCCCCUUAUGUGUGUCAAAUGUGUUAACAGUAAACAAGCACUGGUCCUUAUAUUGUGGGUUUAAUGGAGAAUGCUAUCUUGUGUGAGCACAUUUGUUCCCUUCCGUUUCGUUGGUUGCCGGUAAUCUUCACAACACUAUCAUACCACUGGAUACUUCUUUGCCUUAGCUUUGUCCACAAUAUUCCCUCCAUCCCCACCUUACCCUCCCCUCACCCCACUUGUGCGAUCCAAGCAUCACCACCACCACCAACAGUUGUUAUUGCUAUCUCCACCAACCGAGCAAAAACCGAUGACAACGGGGAGCACAGAUGCAGCAAACAUUAUGGACCUCUCUUUCUCCUCUUGUGACGAACGAGAUGAGUUUUUAUCCCCUCUCCACCUGCCUCUCCUUCGCCGGAGGGGGGCCAAAACUUUCACCAUAACGAUGUUCACCGCAUCGAUCUUCCGCUCCAUCUUCCCCACCCUCCGGAACUUCCUGACCCCAACCUGCCACUGGCCAGUCGUGCCGGCCGUUGCACCCCUCAAGCCUAUGCCUUCAGCUCGCAAGAAGGUCAUCGGAACGUUCUUCGGCCUUAAGAGGGGGAGGGUAAGCUUUGCUGUGCAGAUGGAUCCCCGGUCGGAGCCCGUAUUGCUUCUGGAGCUGGCCACUCCAAUGCACCAGCUCGUCAAGGAGAUGGCGACCGGGAUGGUGAGGAUACUACUCGAAUGUGAUCGGAUUGCUAAAACCAACACGGCAGACGCAAGCAAGAAGAAAAGAAAGAGUUCGCCGCCGCGCUCGCUGUGGGAGGAGCCGUUGUGGAGCAUGUACUGCAACGGGCACCAGCGGGGGUACGCCGUGUCGCGCCGGUGCAACGGGGUCGACCUCCAUGUGCUGAAAGCCGUGCAGGCCGUGUCGGUAGGCGCCGGGGUGCUUCCACCUCCACCAGUUGCUCCUCCGAUUCCACCACCUCAUCAUCUGGAGAUGGGGAAGGAGAAGUGUAAGAAUGAUGGGAUAUUGUGUGGAGGUGGUGGCGGUGGGGCUAAUUGUGAGGUGAUGUACCUCCGAUCUAAGUUUGAGAGGGUGGUGGGGAGCGUGGACUCGGAAGCGUUCUACAUGAUAAGCCCGGAUGGCUGUGGGCGUGGUGGCAGUAAUUUCAAAUAUGAUGGUCCUGAGCUCAGUAUCUUUCUACUAAGGAUGUAGGAGAUAGUGUCAGGUUACAUUAUUUCCAACCCCUUCAGUUCGAUCUAAUCGCUUGGUUAUGUACUGGAGCAUGCACUGAAGUCUAUGUAAUUCAUCAUACGGAUAUCAUCCGUAUGUAAGUUUUUGGUUUUCUAAGUAAUGGUAAUGUAAACGCCCGUUAGUUCAGCUUUACAUCAUGUCUGUCAUGCAUGAAAGCCAUGAGAUCGGACGGUACAACUUUGGUGGUUGCAGUAUUAAAGAUCUGAGAUCCAUCUUACCUUGCAGGGGUUUCAUGUUCUUAAAUUGAACGCAUGUAUUGCGCAUGCCAAAUGUAAAUCGGCCUCACUUUGUACCGAAAAAAUAGACAAC